AUGCAAUAAAAAGAAAUUCAGCAAUAAUUACCUCCACAAACCACCCCACAACAAAUGAAGACCAUAAUUUACAUUGAAAAUUUAGAUCAGGGUAUCUCCGAAGAUUAUUUAUAUCGUAAAUUUAAGGAAGUAGGUGAAAUCCAAAGUUUAAAGAUUACAAAGGACAAGACCACUCAGAAAUCAAAGGGAUAAGCAUUCAUUACCUUUGCUCAUCCAGAUUCUGCCGAAGAAGCAAGAAAGAAAUUCAAUAAUUCAGUGUUCAUCAGAAAUGUCAUCAGAGUCAAGCCAUACUUCAAUUAUCACAAUGCUGAUAAAAAAGCCAACAUCUUCAUUAACAAUCUACCUGAAGAUGCUGACAUUUUAGAAUUGGAGUAAGAGUUUUCCAGAUACGGUACUGUGCAAUCGGUCGAUGUUCACAGAGACAUUUUAGGAAAGCAAUUGAAUUAUGGUUACGUUCAAUUUGAGAAGAAGGAAGAUGCUGAUAACUUGAUAAAGAGAGUUAUGAAUCACCCAAUAACUCACAAGGGGAAGUUGCUGAAGUUGGAGCAAUUCAAAGCCCAAUCGGAGAGAAAGGUGGAAUCCAGUUCGAUCUAUCUGAGAGCCAUUGCUAAACCAUUACCUCAGAAGUAUUGGGAAUAGGAUAAGGUGGUCAGAGCAAUUGAAUAUGGAUGGUCUUUGAUUAUCAAAGAUUACUUCUAAAAACACGGCACUUAAGUGAAGGACUGCUUUGUUAAGAUCGAUUUACACACAAGAUAACCUUGGUCAAUGAUCUCAUUCGAAAAUUCAGAAUAAGCAAAAGACAAUUUGGAUAUUUGCGAACAAUAAAGAAAACAUCCAUGCAUAAAUUCAGGUGCUCAUCACGCAUUGGAAUUAAUCAAUAAACAUGGACCACCUGUCAAUAGUGAUGCAAGUGAAGCCUUCUCCAUUGCUGAAAUUACUUAGGCAUUCAAGGAAAUGGCUCAAGAUCAUAAUGACACUUUCAAAGGAGAAAGUGAAAAUUUCUUCUACAAUAUGGUCUACAGCAAACACUUAAAUCCAGAUGACAGAUUGAUUCUCGUUCAAAACAUCAAGGAAGAAGUUACAAAGGAGCAAAUCCAAGAGUUCUUGUCAAGAUUUGGAAAAGUUAUUCGUCUAACCAUAAGAAAGACUAAGAAUCCUAGAUUUUAGGUUCAAUAAUGCUUUGUUCAUUAUUAAACCAUGGAAGAUUCAAAGAGAGCAAGAUCAGAAAUCUAUGAUGAAAACAAUGCAGAAAUUUCUAAAAUUAAGAAAGAGAUUUUCAAGGAUGGCCAUGUGAUGAUGAAUAUAUUAUUGUCCAAAACCAUGAGAAAGGAAUUCAAGGAAGUCAAAAAACAAAGUCAAAGCAUCUUCCAAAAUCCAGGAGGUAGAUAAUUACUCCAACCUCCCUUCGGUGGAAACUUCCCAGUUAUGCCUCCUCAAAUGCCCUUCCCUCCUGGAGGAUAAGGAAUGAGACAAAUGCCUCCCAGAGGACCAAGAUCUGGCCCCUUCCCCAUGAUGAGAACCUAAGUUCCAAGACCUCACAUGAUGAACAAAUAGCCCAUGCAACCACCCAUGAACAAGGUGGUCCAACCUUAAUCAUUCAUCUAAGAAUUCUCUGAUUACACCUUAGUUUAAAGUAGAAUGGAAGAAUUCUUGAAGAUUCCUCUUGCCGAUCAAAGAAAUGUACUUGGUAAUCUGUUAUUCCAAAAAGUCUUCGAUGUUGUUAAAGAUAAAGAGGCAACCAAAAAAGUUGUAGGUAUGUUAAUUGAUCCAUCCUAAUUUGAAAUUGGUGACAUCUUGAAUAUGUUUGAAGACAACUAAGAACUUCAAACCUAUAUUGACGAUGGUCUUUCAUUGAUUAAAGAAGAAACUCAAAAAUGAGUUAUUAUUAUUGCAAAAUGUACAAAAAAAAUAAAAUAAAAUAAAUAAUUUAAAUA
Molecule: messenger RNA, 1934 nt
Organism: Paramecium tetraurelia
Lineage: Eukaryota; Ciliophora; Oligohymenophorea; Peniculida; Parameciidae
Exons: 4
Cellular component (GO): ribonucleoprotein complex; cytosol; nucleus
Molecular function (GO): poly(A) binding; mRNA 3'-UTR binding; poly(U) RNA binding
Source: RefSeq, a predicted model, not a curated record